Messenger RNA from Anopheles bellator, 964 nucleotides. RefSeq names its product rRNA methyltransferase 2, mitochondrial (gene Mrm2). Gene Ontology annotation, biological process: RNA methylation. Gene Ontology annotation, molecular function: rRNA (uridine-2'-O-ribose)-methyltransferase activity. The record is from RefSeq and is a predicted model, not a curated record. Gene Ontology annotation, cellular component: mitochondrion. The transcript has 3 exons. Lineage: Eukaryota; Metazoa; Arthropoda; Insecta; Diptera; Culicidae. Bases 34 to 792 code for a protein of 252 amino acids.
UACGACCCGGCGGUUUCUGGCGAGCGUGUUGUUAUGUUGAUACGGAAAAUCAGCGGAUUUGGCGGAGGUGCCACGAAGCUCGCAAAGGUGGUCCCCAGCAAUCUGAAAGGAAAAAGCAAAAGCUCACAAGAAUGGCUCACCCGCCAGCUGAGAGAUCCGUUCGUCGAGCGAGCCAAAAUGAUGAAUUACCGCUGUCGCAGCGCAUUCAAGCUGCUUGAAAUCGAUCAAAAAUAUGGUCUCAUCAAAGCAGGCCGAACGGUGAUCGAUUGCGGUGCGGCUCCCGGUUCUUGGACACAGAUUGCGGUAAAACAAUCGAAUGCCGAUGGUGCGAUCAGCUCCGAGCGGCGAGGGAUGGUGAUCGGUGUAGACCUGUUGCAGAUUUAUCCGAUCGAACACGCAAUCCUGUUUGGUAAUAGUGAUUUUUUACGCAAAGAAACACAAGACAAAAUACGCUCUGCGUUGGGUGAACGGGGUGUUGACUGUGUCUUGUCCGACAUGGCCCCAAAUGCCACGGGUAUACGUUCGCUUGAUCAGGAAAACAUCACUACGCUCUGCUACUCCGUGUUGCGCUUUGCGUUACUAAUGUCUGCGCCGAAAGCAUCGCUGGUGAUGAAGGUGUGGGACAACGGAGAUUUGCCGAAACUGGAGCGAAGUGUCAGCGAGUACUACGGAUCGGUGAAACGGGCGAAACCACGGGCGAGCCGGGGCGACUCUUCGGAACUCUUCAUCGUGGCACGGCAAUUCCGGGGAAUCGAAGCGGAUCGUCCCUUCGAUAGUUCCGCUUCUGGUUGAAAGAUCUCGAGGAUUCAGUAGAAAAUGUUUAACGUACUAAGGCCUUCUCAGAAAACCAUGUGCUUUUAGUAGGCCCGUUGUUGCUAGGAAACCGUUGCAACGAUGUAUUGUGUCAGCCUAACCGUGUUUCGAGUCAGCACGCACUCGCCGAUGCAUAAAUACGAGACAUAAA